CCGUACCCGCGGGUGAGAGCCGCACUGCUUAGGGUCGGACCGCUUAGCAACGCACCGCAUCGCUCCGCAGCGGACAGGCAGCUGUAAUCAUGGAGAACCUGAGUAAUGCCAACAGCAGAUUUGCACUUGACCUGUUCAGAAGGUUUAAUGAGACCAACCCAACAGGAAACCUCUUCUACUCUCCUCUCAGCGUUUCUGCUGCUCUGGCCAUGGUCCUUUUAGGGGCCAAAGGUAACACCGAGUCACAGAUGCUGAAGACACUUCAUUUUGACAAAGUUGAAGAUGUCCAUUCAAGAUUUCGGACUCUGACGAUGGAUGUGAACAGAAGCAAUGCUCCCUACCUCUUGCGGCUUGCCAAUCGGCUUUUUGGAGAGAAGACCUACAGCUUUUUGCCUGAUUUCCUGACUAAUACUCAGAAAUUAUACGGUGCUGACUUGGCCACAGUUGAUUUUGGUCGGGCUUGUGAUGAAGCCAGGACGGAAAUUAACCAGUGGGUAGAGGAGAAAACUGAAGGUAAAAUCCCUGAUCUGCUGUCUGAAGGCUCAGUUAGUAGCAUGACCAAGCUCGUACUGGUGAAUGCUAUUUAUUUCAAAGGGAACUGGGCAGAGAAAUUUGCAGAAGCUGACACCACUGACAAGCCAUUUCGGUUGAAUAAGAAUGAAAGAAAGACAGUAAAAAUGAUGUAUCAGAAAAAGAAAUUCCAUUUUGCAUACAUCCCUGAAGUGAAGAUUCGUGUUCUAGAGCUGCCUUACGAGGAAGAAGAACUUAGUAUGAUCAUCUUGUUACCUGAUGACAUUGAAGAUGACUCCACUGGACUGCAGAAGCUGGAGAAGCAGCUUACCUUAGAGAAGCUCCAAGAAUGGACAUGUCCACAGCGUCUGUAUUCCACUGAUGUUCAUGUGCAUUUGCCAAAGUUCAAGCUAGAAGAAAGCUAUGACCUUGGAUCAGAUUUAGCAGCUCUGGGCUUGUUGGACAUAUUUGAGAGUGGCAAGGCUGACUUGUCAGGAAUGUCAGGGGCACGUGACCUCUUUAUCUCUAAAAUCGUCCACAAGGCUUUUGUAGAAGUGAAUGAGGAAGGCACAGAAGCCGCUGCUGCCACUGCUGGCAUUGCUAUGCUCUGCAUGGCUAUAGAAGAGAAUUUCAAUGCUGACCAUCCUUUCUUUUUCUUUAUUCGCCACAACCCAACGCAGAGCAUACUCUUCUUUGGCAGGUGCACUUCUCCAUAAAAGACUCCUAGUCAUUUGCACAUCAGUUUCUGCUGCAGUCAGAGUUUCACUCCUGUAGAAAGUUAAUGACUCGGUCUUGAGUUUCUGGUAGAUUCUGCCUUUCCCAUUUAAACAAUCUCAGAGAAACUGAGGAGUGAUUUAUUUUUCUCUUGAGAUGAUUGACAUUAUCUCUACUAACUAGGCAAAUCUUAACUGCAGGGAGAAGGAAGCUUGUGAAAUUGCACUAGAAGAACUCCUGGCUCUUCCUUUCAAAGCACAGGCUCGCUAUGUAUACAUCCCUGCAUGGGUUUGUCUGUGUUGACACAGAUUCUUGUUGUAAUAACUUGUAAUAAUCCAGUCGCUCUUUAUGCAUGUGUACUAGGCUGUUCUUACAAAGGUCUUCCUCCACUGAAGUCCUGUUUUUCAAAGACACUGCAGUAAAAUCCUUCUGGGCACCAAAAGGCAUGUUUCUGAACAGCUGAGUUUACUCAGUUCUGUUGUUAAAUAGAAGGUCAGAAGCCAUUUGUUUAGAGAUAGCUAUUAAUAGAAAAGGAUUAAGCUAUUUAAACAGAAGUAUUUCCUUCUAAUCAUUAGCCAGAAAACUUGCAAUACAGCUUCUGAAUAAGGAGGAGAAGAAAUACAUAAAAACUAUGUGGUAUGUUUGAAGAUUUUUAACAUUUAUAACCUGGAGCUAUUCUAGUUAGUCAAAAUAGCAAAAUAUACCAGGGCUUAGAGGUCUUAGGUGCUUGGAGCCGAUGGGUGCCUUUCUGCAUGAUCAGAAGAUUUUAUUAUAACAUUCUGACCUGAACCUGGAGAUCCUAUAAAAAAGAGACUCCAGUUUCCCAGAGAAUGACUGUGCAUAAUCUGCAGCAAAUAUCCAAUGUGUCUUUUUAUGCACAAGGAUUCAGCAUUUACUGUGCUGACAUCCAUUACAUCUUUAUACACAAACAUGUACUGUACAACAGCCUGAUGCCUGAGAACCUCUGUGAUCACAUACUGCUGGUGCUCUCAGUUUAUUUCUGAAGCUUGUUUGUUUGCAUUCUGUACAUUUUAGGUACUGUAACUUUUACCUGUACAACCUCAGUUCUAAGCAGGGCAAAAUAAUUUCUAUUAUUUGCAAACUGUAUAAUAAUUUUGUCUUUUAGCAACAAAUAAAACUCUUCAACUUCUGGUCAAAA
Molecule: messenger RNA, 2383 nt
Organism: Pogoniulus pusillus (Red-fronted tinkerbird)
Lineage: Eukaryota; Metazoa; Chordata; Aves; Piciformes; Lybiidae
Product: leukocyte elastase inhibitor-like
Exons: 7
Coding region: 90-1226 (378 amino acids)
Biological process (GO): negative regulation of interleukin-1 beta production; negative regulation of endopeptidase activity
Molecular function (GO): serine-type endopeptidase inhibitor activity
Source: RefSeq, a predicted model, not a curated record